Pundamilia nyererei is the source of this 1535-nucleotide messenger RNA. Its product is annotated as tetraspanin-14-like. The transcript has 8 exons. The coding region runs from base 1 to 831 and encodes 276 amino acids. The record is from RefSeq and is a predicted model, not a curated record. Gene Ontology annotation, cellular component: plasma membrane. Lineage: Eukaryota; Metazoa; Chordata; Actinopteri; Cichliformes; Cichlidae.
AUGAGAGACCACGGGUAUAAAAGCGAAGGUGGAUUUGGGAAGCCUGUCGCAGCCAUGUCCUUCUUGUUUCCGUGGCUCUGUUUAAUUGCUGGUGUGUCUGUGUUGCAGCUGGCUGGCAUUGCCUUCAUUGCAGCAGGUUUCUGGGCAUGGAGUGAGAAGGGAGUGCUGAUGGACCUAACCCAGGUAACCCGGGUGCACGGGUUCGACCCAGUUUGGUUGGUUCUGGCAGUUGGUGGCAUCACCUUCGUCCUGGGGUUUGCUGGCUGCGUGGGAGCGCUGAGGGAAAACAUCUGUCUGCUGAAGUUUUUCUCAGGUGUGAUUGGCUUGAUCUUCUUCCUGGAGCUGACGGCGGCAGUGCUGGUGGUGGUUUUCCAAAGUCAGGUCAGAGCAUGGAUCAACGAGUUCUUCCUGGCAAACAUCAAGGGGUACAGAGACGACAUCGACCUGCAGAACCUCAUCGACUCUGUGCAGAGGAUGAACGCCUGCUGUGGCGCUCAGACCCCGCAGGACUGGAACCAGAACGUGUACUUCAGCUGCGACGAGAAUAACCGUAGCAGAGAGAAGUGCGGCGUUCCGUUCUCCUGCUGCAUCCAAGAUCCUGCUGACUUGGUGAUGAACACUCAGUGUGGCUAUGACGUGAGGCGCAACCAGUCAGAGUGGAGUAAGCAUAUCUACACCAAAGGCUGCAUUGCGGCGUUGGAGGACUGGUUGCCGAGAAAUCUGUACACGGUGGCCAUCGUCUUCGUAGUCAUCUCCCUGCUGCAGAUGGUGGGGAUCUACCUGGCCAGGAAUCUGAUCGCCGACAUCGAGAAGGUUAAAUUCAGCUACUGAAGCCUGCAAGGGGAGGGCGGGGAGCUUACACCAGGUGUUACAGGACCAACUUUCUUCAGAUGUGCCUUCUUCUUCCUCUUCCUCCUCUGAUGUCAUUGCCAUCGUAACUGAAACAAGGCAUUCUGUUGUAAACUGGGAACGUACAACAGCACGGAAGCCACUUUCUGUUUGUGUAUUUUGUUUUGUUUUUUUGCUUGUUCGGGGUCAUGUGACGAAGUUCCACCCUAGGCUGCUUCGAUGAAUGUUUAGAAACCAAUGUGACCUUUGACCUACCGACUUUACCGCUUAGUGCUUCCUAGAACAGAGUUCAGGUUCUCUGCGGGCGGUCCGAGGAUCACCAGUACUUAACCUCCAUCAAUCGGCUGAUAAUUUUCUGAAUAAACAACUUCCGGUCUGUGACAUCAAAUGUGAUGUCAUCACAGAAGGCUGAAGACAAACCUGGGUAGUACCACAAAAGAAGAAGCCUUAAAUUCAAACUGUUCCUGUAAAGGUGAUCGUGUGAUUAAGUCAGCCGUUAGUAACACUGGACUGCUGUUAACAAGUUUUGAAUACAUAAAGUUUUGUUGAAAUAAAGAUUUCAGGACUUUUAUUGUUGAAACUUCCUACUUUUGUUUCCUGUUUAAAGGCAUUUAUUCUGAAGUAGUGUCUAAUAAAGUGAAUUUUUACCUUUUUGUAUUUGCCAGAAUAAAAAUUUGUUUUGUUUA